GCCUAUCGAGAGAAAUUUAGGGUAUUACAACUUACAAAACUUGUACGAACAUUUGUGGCCUCUAAAAUAUGAUAACCAUUUUAUUAACAACCCAAUUUUAAGUGACCAUUUAAGUAAAUUACCCAAGGAUAUCCAUCCUCAGGAAGAAAGCCGUGCCAAGGAGGCCAGGACUGACCGCUGAAGCGGUCAAGCGGCCAAGCAAAUACAUCACCUAACAUCCCUUCGACUCAAAGCUUCAGAAAGCGUCGAUUAGACCACCGGAGAAACCGCACCGUCGCUGUCUUCUCCCCCCCUGCGAACUUGAGUCUACCCAAUCGUCCGCAUCCCUCCCUCUCCGCCUCUGCUGAUCGACUGCCUUUAAAAAUGGCCGGCGACGGCAUCGUGGAUUCCUCUCCGGCGGCUCCGUCCUGGUUCACUCCCAAAAGGUUACUCCUAAUUUUCUGCGCGGUUAAUAUGCUGAAUUACUUGGACCGGGGGGUGAUUGCCAGCAACGGGGUGAACGGAAGUCUAGAGACUUGUGAUGACAAAGGGAUCUGCAGUUCGGGCACCGGAAUUCAGGGUGAUUUUAAGCUGAACAAUUUCGAGGAUGGCGUUCUUUCGUCGGCAUUCAUGGUGGGGCUUCUAGUGGCAUCUCCUAUUUUUGCUUCCUUAGCUAAGAGUGUUAAUCCUUUUAGGCUUAUCGGGGUUGGAUUAUCUGUUUGGACAUUUUCAACUGCCGGGUGUGGGUUCUCGUUUAAUUUUUGGUCUAUUGCAGUAUGCCGUAUGCUGGUUGGUGUUGGUGAGGCUUCAUUUAUAAGCCUGGCAGCUCCAUUCAUAGAUGACAAUGCCCCAGCUACUGAGAAAACGGCUUGGCUUGCAAUGUUUUACAUGUGCAUACCAACUGGAGUUGCUUUAGGUUACGUCUAUGGUGGAGUUGUCGGAACCUAUUUAAACUGGCGCUAUGCGUUCUGGAUUGAGGCACUUUUGAUGCUUCCAUUUGCUGUUUUUGGAUUUCUCGUGAAGCCUUUGCAAUUGAAAGGUUUUGCUCCUGCUGAGUGCAAAGUUCCACUGGCUAUGAUUCAACUACGUACCAAACUGUUCUACAGCACUGAUAUUACAGGAAAAAAUUGUUGCUUUUUGUAUUGCAGGGAAAAGUCUACACCCAUGAUAAUGAUCCAAUUGUCGCUUGUUUUAAAGGACUUGAAAGUGCUUUUACUGGAUAAGGUUUAUGUCGUAAAUGUUUUAGGUUACAUAGCAUACAAUGCAGUGAUUGGAGCAUACUCUUACUGGGGGCCAAAAGCUGGCUAUAAUAUUUAUAAUAUGAGCAAUGCUGACCUUGUGUUUGGAGGGAUUACUGUUGUCUGUGGAAUUUUCGGAACACUAGCUGGAGGGUUCAUACUUGACCAUAUGACUGCUACAAUCUCAAAUGCUUUCAAGCUUCUUUCUGGGGCGACACUUUUAGGUGCAAUCUUUUGCUUCUCCGCCUUCUGUUUUAGAAGCCUGUCCGGUUUCAUACCUGUUUUUGUGGUGGGUGAGCUAUUGAUUUUUGCAACUCAGGCUCCAGUAAAUUAUGUGUGCCUCCAUUGUGUCAAACCUAGUAUGAGACCAAUAUCGAUGGCUGUAUCUACCGUCUCCAUCCAUAUCUUUGGCGAUGUGCCUUCCUCACCACUUGUUGGCGUCCUCCAGGACUCUAUCAACAACUGGAGAGUAACCACACUCAUUUUAACCUCCGUUCUGUUUCUCUCGUCUGCAAUAUGGUUCAUCGGUGUGUUUCUGAAAAGCAAUGACAAGUUCAACGAAGAUGGUGAAGAAAACGAAGUGCCUACAGGUCCCAAGGCUGCGUCGUUGGAGCCGUUGCUCGAAGAAACAAGGAACGACAUCCCAAAUAACUUCUGAUGCAUGUAUAUAAAAUCUAGCUAUGUAUAAUGCACAUCUUAUUUUCCAGAUUACACACUCAGCUUAGGCAACAAACAUACGACGACUUCUUGGAUGCUGUGUAUUCUGAAGUUCUUCUAUUUGUAAAUAGUCCCCGCACGCCUUCAAUUUCCAUACUCCUCUUUCCUUGAUUCAAAUACUGUCACAUGUGCUGGCAGUCACCUUCUGUUCCAUUACAAUCACACAGCAAUGGAGAAGCUUUCAGUUC
This is a messenger RNA of Linum tenue, 2122 nucleotides long. NCBI's taxonomy places the organism in Eukaryota, Viridiplantae, Streptophyta, Magnoliopsida, Malpighiales, Linaceae. The record is from the annotation of a GenBank genome assembly.